GGGCUCCCAGGUCGACUCACCUUGUGGUUGGCUGCGGCGGGAGGUGGGCGGGACUUUUGGAGGGUCGCUCGCGUCUGUUCUCAGGGCUGUGGGCGGAGUUGAGGCCUUGGAGGCUGAGAUGUGGUUCUGCGCGUGCGCGGACGGCUGCCUGUUAACUCCGGCGGUCGGUUCCGGGACUGGUGGCUGAUCUGUGGGGUUGAGCUGCGCAAUGCAGAGGCUGCAGGUAGUGCUGGGCCACCUGACAGGCCGGCCGGGUUCCGGCUGGAUGCCGCAGGCUGCGCUUUGCCUGAGCGGCUCCCCGCAGGCCUCUGCCGCGGACGUGGUGGUGGUGCACGGGCGGCGCACGGCCAUCUGUCGGGCAGGCCGCGGCGGCUUCAAGGACACCACCCCCGACGAGCUUCUCUCGGCCGUCAUGACCGCGGUUCUCAAGGACGUGAAUCUGAGGCCGGAAGAGCUGGGGGACAUCUGUGUCGGAAAUGUGCUGCAGCCUGGGGCCGGGGCAAUCAUGGCCCGAAUCGCCCAGUUUCUGAGUGACAUCCCGGAGACUGUGCCUUUGUCCACUGUCAACAGACAGUGUUCGUCGGGACUGCAGGCAGUGGCCAGCAUAGCAGGUGGCAUCAGAAAUGGGUCUUAUGACAUUGGCAUGGCCUGUGGGGUGGAGUCCAUGUCCCUGGCUGACAGAGGGAACCCUGGAAAUAUUACUUCACGCUUGAUGGACAAGGAGAAGGCCAGAGAUUGCCUGAUUCCUAUGGGGAUAACCUCUGAGAAUGUGGCUGAGCGGUUUGGCAUUUCACGGGAGAAGCAGGAUACCUUUGCCCUGGCUUCCCAGCAGAAGGCAGCAAGAGCCCAGAGCAAGGGCUGUUUCCAAGCUGAAAUUGUACCUGUGACCACCACGGUCCAUGAUGACAAGGGCACCAAGAGGAGCAUCACUGUGACCCAGGAUGAGGGUAUCCGCCCCAGCACCACCAUGGAGGGCCUGGCCAAACUGAAGCCUGCCUUCAAGAAGGAUGGUUCUACCACAGCUGGAAACUCUAGCCAGGUGAGUGAUGGGGCAGCUGCCAUCCUGCUGGCCCGGAGGUCCAAGGCAGAAGAGUUGGGCCUUCCCAUCCUUGGGGUCCUGAGGUCCUAUGCAGUGGUUGGGGUCCCACCUGACAUCAUGGGCAUCGGACCUGCCUACGCCAUCCCUAUAGCUUUGCAAAAAGCAGGGCUGACAGUGAGUGACGUGGACAUCUUCGAGAUCAAUGAGGCCUUUGCAAGCCAGGCUGCCUACUGUGUGGAGAAGCUACGACUCCCCUCUGAGAAGGUGAACCCUCUGGGGGGUGCAGUGGCCUUAGGGCACCCACUGGGCUGCACUGGAGCACGGCAGGUCAUCACGCUGCUCAACGAGCUGAAGCGCCGUGGGAAGAGGGCAUAUGGAGUGGUAUCCAUGUGCAUCGGGACUGGAAUGGGAGCCGCUGCUGUCUUUGAAUACCCUGGGAACUGAGUGAGGUCCCAGGCUGGAGGCGCUACGCAGACAGUCCUGCUGCUGUAGCAGCAAGGCAGCAACACUACAGAAGCAAAACCACAUGAGAAAACUCAGCACUGGUGGUGGUGGCAGUGGACAGAUCAAGGCACUUCAACUCAUUUGGAAAAUGUGAACACUGAUGACAUGGUAUAGGAGUGGGUAGGGUGUUGAGCCACGCAUCAGACCCUCUUUAGCUGUGCAAGACAAAAGCAGCCUGGGUCACCCAGGCCACAAGGUUAAUUCUUAGGGCAAGGCGAAUUCAUGGAUGAGAAGUGCAAUGGGCAUAGUAAAACUGCAUGAAUUUAUCUUA
Messenger RNA from Rhinopithecus roxellana (golden snub-nosed monkey), 1814 nucleotides. It is a transcript of the gene ACAA1, whose product is annotated as acetyl-CoA acyltransferase 1. Gene Ontology annotation, cellular component: peroxisome. Lineage: Eukaryota; Metazoa; Chordata; Mammalia; Primates; Cercopithecidae. Bases 209 to 1483 code for a protein of 424 amino acids. Gene Ontology annotation, biological process: phenylacetate catabolic process; fatty acid beta-oxidation. The record is from RefSeq and is a predicted model, not a curated record. Gene Ontology annotation, molecular function: acetyl-CoA C-acyltransferase activity. The transcript is spliced from 12 exons.